CGUCGCGGACACCCGGAAGCAAACGCAAAAAUUUAAACAGCCAUCACAACAACAAUAAAGGCGCACUUUCUCUGUGCGGGCUGUCUGAUGAAUCCACAAUUUAUGGACAAUUAAACUACAACCGCACAGAGGAUUUCUUCAAGUUUACAGGUGCAAACUUAACACAAGUGGUCCAAGCUGACGGCAAAAGUAUGGAAGAAGAAAUAAGGACGUCUGAGACGGAACAAGGAGACGUUGGCAGCAAUGAGGGAGAGCCCAGUGCAGACAUAUCCAACAGCAGUCCGGUAAAAAGAGGAAGGGGGAGGCCACAAGGCUCAAAGAAGUUGAAGGUUUGUGUUACGGACGUCAACCUAAUGGAGCUGGUUUCGGGCAUUUCUAACGGCGGGUCCACACAACCCCAGAGGGGAAGAGGGCGUCCAAGACUCACAAAACACACAGAGCAGCAAGGAUCGGGAGACGACGAUGCUGAUAAUUCUGUGCAAACACCUAGGGGACGGGGGAGGCCCAAAGGGUCCAAGAAACAGGCCAGUGACAGUCUUACGACAGACCGUUCUCCUAGGAAAAGGGGCAGGCCAAAAAAGUCCCUUGAAAAAGUCUCUCUUGAGAAGACUGAUGAGGAAGACUUACCGAACGGUGGCUCGGAUACGCCAAAACCGAGGAGGGGUCGCCCAAAAGGAUCCACGAAGCGCAAGUCGGAAAGUUUAGGAAGUGGUGAAGAGAACGAAGGCAGUUCUGUGACACCGAGGAAAAGAGGUCGACCGAAAGGCUCUCUCAAUAAGAGACGCAGGGUGGAGAGAGAGCAAAGCAGUGAGGAGGAGGAGGAUGAGGAGGAGGAGGAGGAAGAAGAAGAAGAGGAGGAGGAGGAAGAAGCUGAUGAGAGCCUAAACUCGCUUAAAAGGGGGAGAGGUCGGCUCCGGAAGGUGGAAGUGAAUAAAACGUCUGAGUCGAAUGGCAUCUCGAAGCCUCGGCGAGGGAGGGGAAGGCCGAGAAAAAAUAUCGAGGGGGUGAGCGGAGAUAAACAAGAACUGGGCUCAGACGGUUCCCAGCCAGUUAAGAGGGGUAGAGGUCGACCUAAAGGCUCUUUAAACAAGAAACCCCCCAUGUAUAAGGUGCACGGUAAAGUAGGCCGGCCUCGGAGAGUACAUGCCACGCCCACAAGAGGGAGGCGUGGUCGACCAAGAAAACAACCAGCAAAAAGGGGACGGCCGAGGAAGUACCCUCUGCCGUCACCCGAGGAGCUAAAAAAGCCUAAAGUGUGGAAACCGCUGGGGAGGCCGAGGAAAUACCCACGCGUCGAUCCUCCAGAAGGAGCUCCGCCGGCCCCUCGCCGGAGCCGCGGCCGACCUCCCAAGUCGGCGUCCAAGAAAGGCGCCCACUUACGCAAGAGCUUGCCCGCCACUCCAUCCUCGCCGCGCAACCCCGGUGACGGAUCCCCGAGGAAAAGGGGCCGUCCGCCAAGUAUUCCGAGGAGCGACGAUGACAUCCCGCGGAAAAGGGGUCGGCCUAAAGGUUCGGUCAACAAAAACAAAGCCAGAAGUGAAACGCAGCUCAACAGCAGCGCACUCCCCAACCACGAUGCAACCGCUGUUGGGGUGGAACAUGAAGGAGAGUCCGUAGAACAGGAGACGGUGCACGAAACAGAGACGGUGCACGAAACAGACACGAUACCCGUCGAGCUCGGAGGCGAUACUGAAGAAAUGCUCGAUCAGGAGGCGAGCUUUGAAGUUAGCAACCAGGCUUGAUGAACGAUCCCGGUCUGACCAAAAAGAAGAAGAAAAAAGUUGCUGUAGUAGCUGCUGUUCAAAACAUUGAAUAC
This is a messenger RNA of Morone saxatilis (striped sea-bass), 1816 nucleotides long. RefSeq names its product ABC transporter F family member 4-like. Lineage: Eukaryota; Metazoa; Chordata; Actinopteri; Moronidae. Gene Ontology annotation, biological process: regulation of DNA-templated transcription. The record is from RefSeq and is a predicted model, not a curated record. Gene Ontology annotation, cellular component: nucleus. Gene Ontology annotation, molecular function: DNA binding; transcription coregulator activity.